AUGGCCACGGAGGUGCACAGCCUGCAGGAGCUGCGGCGCAGCGCGUCCCUGGCCACCAAGGUCUUUGUGCAGCGGGACUACAGUGAUGGGACCACAUGCCAGUUCCAGACAAAGUUUCCCCCUGAGCUGGAGAGCAGGAUUGAGAGGCAACUUUUUGAGGAAACCGUGAAAACCCUAAAUGGCUUCUACGCUGAGGCAGAGAAGAUUGGGGGCAGUUCAUACCUCGAGGGGUGCCUGGCCUGUGCCACUGCCUAUUUCAUCUUCCUCUGCAUGGAGACACAUUAUGAGAAGGUCCUGAAGAAGAUCUCCAAGUACAUCCAGGACCAGAAUGAGAAGAUCUAUGCACCACGGGGACUGCUGCUCACUGACCCCCUGGAGCGUGGCAUGAGGGUUAUCGAGAUCUCCAUCUACGAGGACCGGUGCAGCAGCGGCAGCUCCAGCAGCGGCAGCUCCAGCAGCAGCAGCGGCGGUGGCGGGGCGGGGGGCCGGUGA
Molecule: messenger RNA, 492 nt
Organism: Cinclus cinclus
Lineage: Eukaryota; Metazoa; Chordata; Aves; Passeriformes; Cinclidae
Gene: GOLGA7B
Product: golgin A7 family member B
Exons: 5
Coding region: 1-492 (163 amino acids)
Biological process (GO): peptidyl-L-cysteine S-palmitoylation; protein targeting to membrane
Cellular component (GO): palmitoyltransferase complex
Source: RefSeq, a predicted model, not a curated record